Camellia sinensis is the source of this 429-nucleotide messenger RNA. Lineage: Eukaryota; Viridiplantae; Streptophyta; Magnoliopsida; Ericales; Theaceae. The record is from RefSeq and is a predicted model, not a curated record.
AUGAAGAAAGUUUAUCGCCCCAACGUCGUAAAGCUCCACGAAGUCAUGGCUACCAAGUCCAAAAUAUACUUUGCUAUGGAGUACCUCUGCGACGGCGAACUCUUUGAGAAAGUCUCCCAAGGCCGAUUGAAAGAAGACUCAACUUGGAAUUUCUUCAAACAGUUGGUUUGCGCUGUUGAUUUCUGUCACAGUCACGACAUUUACCACCGCGAUUUGAAGCCCGAGAAACUCCUCUUAGACAAAAAUGGGGUUCGAUUUGUCGCCAUUGUUCGAGGAGAGGAAGAUGGAGGAGGAGAUGACGUUUGCGACGGCAAGCAGAGUGACAGAAAGGAUGGAGAAGAUGGGGAAGGCAAUAGAGUUCAACGUGAGAAAGAGCUUCGGCCUGCCAAAGAAAAAGACAAAAGAAGAAGGAGUUUCAGCUUGCAUUGA